This is a messenger RNA of Anopheles marshallii, 1509 nucleotides long. Its product is annotated as putative fatty acyl-CoA reductase CG5065. Bases 1 to 1509 code for a protein of 502 amino acids. The transcript is spliced from 7 exons. NCBI's taxonomy places the organism in Eukaryota, Metazoa, Arthropoda, Insecta, Diptera, Culicidae. The record is from RefSeq and is a predicted model, not a curated record. Gene Ontology annotation, molecular function: alcohol-forming very long-chain fatty acyl-CoA reductase (NADP+) activity. Gene Ontology annotation, biological process: long-chain fatty-acyl-CoA metabolic process. Gene Ontology annotation, cellular component: peroxisome.
AUGACGACACAGUCUGGAUGCUACGAGUCCGUGACGGAUUUUUACGCCAACACGGAUGUCUUCCUGACCGGUGGGACGGGAUUCCUGGGGAAGGUGUUGAUCGAGAAGUUGCUGCGAUCGUGCCCAGACAUUGGACGUAUCUUCGUGCUAAUGCGCAACAAACGGGGCAAAUCGAUCGACACACGCGUAUCCGAACUCGUCAGUUGUCCGCUGUUCGAUCGGUUGCGGGAGGAAAACAAGAGUGCCUUGCACAAGGUGGUCCCCAUCUUCGGUGAUAUUACACAGUUGCGCCUGGGAAUGUACGAAGAGGACAUCCAGAGGUUGAGCAACGUGUCGGUCGCGUUCCAUUUGGCCGCUAGUGUCAGAUUCGACGACCCGCUAAGAGAUGCAAUCAAAACGAACAUCUGCUCAACGCAGGAGCUGUUCGAGAUUCUUAAAACCUCCACCAGCAAGAUGCGGGCCGUCGUGCACGUAUCUACCGCGUACAGCAAUCCGGAGAAUCGUCACGUUGAGGAAAAGCUCUACCCACCAAAGUAUGAUUGGAAAAAACUCGUCCAAGCCGUCGAUCGCUACGAACCGGAAACACUGGAUGCACUGAUGUCAAAACUUUCGCAAAACUCUCCAAACACGUACACAUACACCAAAGGGCUGGCGGAACAGGUGUGCAACGAUUACUGCAACGAGCUACCGUUGGCCAUCGUGCGUCCGUCGGUGGUGCUGUUCACCGUGCAGGAACCGAUGUGCGGAUGGGUGGACAACUUUAACGGGCCGACGGGUAUGCUGGUCAGUGCCGGGUUGGGCAUCACGCGGACGGCCUACCUUCAGCCGACAAAUCGCAUCAACAUCAUCCCGGUGGACGUGGUCGUGAAGACCAUCAUACUGGCCGCUUGGAAGCGGGGAACCAUCGAGCGUACGUGUGGUCCGAGCCAUCUGCCCAUCUACAACAGUGCCGUCACAUACGAGCAGUCGCUGGAGUAUCAGGAAAUGCUGGACCGCGGCAAGGAGUACAUUUAUGCGGUACCGUUCAGCCGUAUGCUGUGGGUGCCCCGUGGAUAUCCAACGGACUGGAAAGCAUUAUACUAUUUCAAGCUCAUUUUCACCAUGCUUUUACCUUCCUUUCUGCUGGAUCUCCUCAUCCGGAUGUUUGGACACAAACCAUUUUUAAUGCGAUUACAAUCCAGAAUUUAUAGUUCCGAAAUGUCGCUGCGUUACUUCGUCAGGCACGAGUGGGAAUUCGACACAAAGCAGACAAAUAAUUUAAUCGACUUACUGGACGAGAAGGAUCGGAGCACCUUCGGAUGGUACAUGCCAAGGAAUUUAACUGGCAAAUAUCUCGAGAACGCGUACCUCACCAUCAGACGCUACCUGAUGAAGGAUCCGGACGAGACGAUUCCCUACGCCAAACGAAAGCUGGCACGUAUGAUACUCGCCGAUCGUAUCAUUCAGCUUAUCGCUGGCUGCUUAACGCUGGUGGCCAUUUGUAGGGCAAUGUUUGCUGGAAGUUUGUAG